CUUGAUGUCAUCUCAGAGGCCCUUCCCAACCCGGCUGAUUCUAUGAUUCUGUGAAAACAAAGUGGGAGGGCACAAAUGGACAUAGCUAAUAAAACCGCUGCUCAGCACAGUGGUGUCUCUCCUGGGCCAGCAAGAGACUGGGCGCUGUUCAGCUGCAGCUGUUGAUGAAAGGGAAAUGGGCCCUCAGGGGAAGUGUCGAGAGUCACACCCAUUUUAUCUGUUCCCGGUUGGCCAAAUAUUGUUGACAGUAGUCAUAAUGAAACCUCAGUUAGUGGCAAUACAAGAAUUGCCAACGCUACAAUAGCAAGCAACUCUUGAAAAAAAUGGUUUCUAGUAUGUUGUUUAGUGGGAAAGUGUCAGUGGAAUUGAAACAUUUCAUUCCGUCUUUUGCUAUUUCCCAUCUAGUGUUUUGCUAUCGCCAGUGGAAGGGACUAGAACUGGUAACACCUUUUCUUGCUCUGCCUGGUUGUUGACAUGUUCCUUUUCUAUGUAGCUAUAAGAGUUUCCAGUUUUUCCCAUUUGGCUAACUACCUUUCUAAAUAUUCAAAAGCUCCAGUAAUACGCAAAUUAGUUGGAAGAAAAGUUCUCGAUGGAGUUGGUCAGCCAACAUUAGAAGUGGAAAUAUACUGUACAGUUAAAAACUAUGAGAAGAGGAUUUGUUCCACUGUAAUGUCUUGCCAUUCUCAAAUACCUGAAAAUGCUUUACCUGAAAAAAUUGAAGCUGAUGAAAAAGAAAGAAAUGACUCUGUUAAUACUGCUGUGGACUGGGUCAAUGAGUCACUCAACACAAUGCUGAGGGACUUGGAGCCUGCUGACCAGUGUCAAGUUGAUAAGAUGCUUGGUGAAUACUUUACAAACAAGGUAGAAGAAAAAAAGAAAAUUCAAAGGCAAGAAGAAGAAGAAGAAGAAGAAGCAGAAGCCACUCUUGCCCUUCCUCCACGGACUCCAUCCCCAGCAACACCACCUGGGAAAAAAAAAUCAGCAAAACCAGGAAAGAAGUCAUCAGUGGCAGAGAGACCCAUCCCCCCUGCAGAACCUGCUGAGCCCGUGCUGUGUGGCAGCUUGGCCAUUGGGGGAACAUCCCUUGCCAUAGCAAAGGCUGGGGCCACCAUCAGCCACAUCCCGCUGUACUCUCAUAUUGCACUGCUGAAACAUGAGCAGUCCCAAUUACAGGAGUCACCUGAAGAAAUGACUCUACCACUCCCAAUGGUUACUCUGCUGAACUGUGAAAAAAUGUCACCUUCAAAGCUGAAAUUAGUGAAAGAAGUUAUGGUUAUACCACCAGUUCAGUUGUCACUCAAACAGGGCAUAGAAAGAGUUCUGGAUAUUCAGAAGGAAAUGACAAGACUGUUGGAGUCUCCAGGCAAAAUGCCUGGUCCUCAACCAGCAGACGGUAAAAAAGGAAGAGCACAAAAUUCAGGGAAGAAAAGUCUGCCACAGUUCUUAAAAAGAAUAUCACACUUAGGUUGCCUAACAACAGGAUAUGAUGAUGUAGAACAACUGCUACUCGUUAUGCAAACAGCUUGCAGCAACAUAGGUCUGGAGCUAGGAACAGAUGUGUACUUAGCAAUAAAUUGUGCUGCUCAUGAAUUAAUGGAUUAUGACAAAGGAAAAUAUGAAAUACUGACUGGAACUUUUAAAAGCCCUGAUGAAAUGGUUGCUAUGUAUGGAGAACUGAUUGAUAAAUUUCCUUUUAUUAUUGCAUUAAUAGAUCCCUUAAGAAAAGAGGACAGAGAACAAUGGAGUAACAUCUGUUGUGCCCUUGGUUCCAAAUGUUACCUGAUUGCUGAAGAUGCUGCCACAUGUAUUUCCAAACUUAAAACUGACCAAACCAUAAACACACCAGUGUGCAGUGGUGUCGUCCUGAAAUAUGUUAACGAGACCAAGGUAUCAGACCUCAUAGAACUUACUGGAAUUCUCGAUGGUCAGAGACAUAUUACCAUAUUAGGAAGCCCAGAUGGAGAAUCUUCUGAUGACAGCCUCGUGGAUCUGGCCGUUGGACUGGGUGCCAGGUUUAUCAAGUUGGGAGGUCUUUCCCGCGGAGAAAGGGUGACCAAAUACAACCGCCUUCUGGCUAUAGAGGAAGAACUGGCCAAGAAUAGAAAUCUACGUGAAAGAAAACUUGAAUUUGUUGCGUUCGCUGAAGAAUCACAGCCAGAAAAUCAACUUUCUGAUGAACUUCCUCCCCCAGAGCAGGAUUAGUUGCCUCCACAGCUCUUGCAGGUUCACAGCCUGCCUGCUCAGCUCCCAGAGAACAGCACACUGACCCCAGCUGUCAACAUUAGCUUUAGGAUAAAUUUCUAAGAAAAAAUAUUCUAGUCAGAAACUCAUAUAACUAUUCCUUAAUCCAUUUAUUUUCAUUCUAGUAUGAAAUUCAUAUAUUAACUUUUCUUUAAUCCAUUUAUUUUCAAGCACUUUAGCCAAACAUUUCUAAAAGCUUUCAAAUAGUGGCCUCUCUUUUCCCAGGGACCAUUGCCUUCAGCUGAAACCAAGUUAACUGAGCAGUGACUACAGUUUGAAAACACCACACAAUUCUCUGCUGUGUUUACAAACUGACCAAACAAACUGUGCUGUGUUAAGUCCAAAGCUAAAUGUUUGUUUUGGGGAAGUGGAAAUGUUUCUCUAUACAAUGAGCAAGCUGUUGACAAACAGUAAAAAAAAACCUCACCACAUUUUACAAAAAACAAAGGCCUUGACUGUUGUGCUGCUCCAUCCCCCCACACCCUCAGUGCUGCUGUUAGACUCCAGCUGGAGCAUCAACACAAGUGCAUCACUGCAAGCCCCAAAUGUAGGGCACGAAGCUGGAACCGGCAUCACUCGGAAGAAGGGAGUAACAAGUCAAUUCCACAAGGUCUGGGAAACUUGUCAGGAGUCUUUUUAAUAAGCAACAAUGAAAAGUUAAAGAAAUAAUUUAUGCCCUAGGUAACAAAACAGUUUAAGAAAAAGAAAUACUUCUUGAAAAAACUUCUGGUUUUUGUAUAAAGUGAAAAUUUGAACAUAUAA
This is a messenger RNA of Lepidothrix coronata (blue-crowned manakin), 3003 nucleotides long. RefSeq names its product enolase family member 4 (gene ENO4). Gene Ontology annotation, cellular component: phosphopyruvate hydratase complex. Gene Ontology annotation, molecular function: phosphopyruvate hydratase activity; magnesium ion binding. The coding region runs from base 475 to 2202 and encodes 575 amino acids. The record is from RefSeq and is a predicted model, not a curated record. The transcript has 14 exons. Lineage: Eukaryota; Metazoa; Chordata; Aves; Passeriformes; Pipridae. Gene Ontology annotation, biological process: glycolytic process.